AUGUACCAAGCCACCGCUCAAAGCGUUCGCGAAGGGUUGGUGGAGCGAUGGAACGACACGUACGCGCACUUCCACAAGGAGAACCCGAAGCAGGCGUACUACCUUUCCAUGGAGUACUUGCAAGGGCGCGCGUUGACGAACGCCAUCGGUAACAUGGGUCUCACCGGCGAGUACUCUGAGGCGCUUCGCUCGCUCGGUUACACGUUGGAAGACGUCAUGAGCGUCGAACGCAAUGCCGGUCUCGGCAACGGCGGUUUGGGUCGCUUGGCGUCGUGUUUUUUGGACUCCAUCGCCACCCUCGACCUUCCGGCUUGGGGCUACGGUUUGCGUUACAAGUACGGUUUGUUCAAGCAAGGUGUCGACAAGGCGACCGGGGAGCAGCUCGAGUACGCUGAUGACUGGCUCGAAGUCGGCAACCCGUGGGAAGUCGCUCGCCCGCAAGUGAGCUACCCGAUUUCUUUCUACGGUAAGGUUGUCAACGGCAAGUGGGCGCCGGGCAAGCAAGUGCGCGCGGUCGCGUACGAUUCCCCGAUUCCGGGUUACAAGACGCGCAACUGCAUCUCUCUUCGCAUGUGGGACGCUCAACCGUCCGCCGUGGAAUUCGAUUUGGCCGCGUUCAACGCGAGCGACUACGAAACCUCCAUGGGGCCGACGAACUUGGCAUCCAUGUUGUGCGCCGUGCUUUACCCGGGUGAUGGCACGCGCGAAGGUAAGGCGUUGCGCUUGAGCCAACAAUACAUGCUCUGCUCCGCGUCCGUGCAAGACAUUUUGGCGCGCUGGAAGGAGCGUGGCAACUCUGACUGGAGCAAGCUCCACGAAAAGGUUGCGAUUCAAAUGAACGACACGCACCCGACGCUUGCCGCGCCGGAACUCAUGCGCAUCUUGAUGGAUGACGAAGGCUUGAGCUGGGACGACGCGUGGGCCGUCACGAAGAAGACCGUGGCGUACACGAACCACACCGUCAUGCCGGAGGCGCUCGAAAAGUGGCCGCUCGAUUUGGUCGAGGAGCUCCUCCCGCGCCACAUGGAAAUCAUCAAGCGCAUCGACGAAGAAUUCAUCGCGUCUGCGGCCAAGGCCAAGGCGGCCAAGGCGGCCAAGAAGGAUGACAAGAAGAAGGAUGACAAGAAGAAGAAGGAGUCGGAAGAAGAAAAGCCCGCGAUGGUUCGCAUGGCCAACUUAUGCUGCAUCUCUGGCAUGGCCAUCAACGGCGUCGCCGCCAUUCACUCUGAAAUCGUCAAGGAUUUCACCUUCAACGACUUUUACAAGCUCUUCCCGGAGAAGUUCCAAAACAAGACGAACGGCGUCACGCCGCGCCGUUGGUUGGCGUUCUGCAACCCGCAACUCUCUGCGGUGAUCACCAAAUGGGUGGGUAACGACAAGUGGGUCACGGAUACCGACGAGCUCCGCAAGCUGGCCGAACACGCCACUAACCCGGAGCUCCAAGCCGAAUGGAAAGCGGCGAAGUUGGCUCGCAAGAAAAUUUGCAAGGACUACAUCAAGAAGGUUACGGACAUCGACGUUCCCAUCGAUUCCAUGUUUGACAUCCAAGUCAAGCGCAUCCACGAGUACAAGCGUCAGUUCUUGAACAUCUUAGGCAUUAUUUACCGAUACAAGCAGAUGAAGGCGAUGACUCCGGAGGAGCGCGCCAAGUGCGUGCCGCGCGUGUGCAUCUUUGGCGGCAAGGCGUACGCGACCUACACGCAAGCCAAGCGCAUCGUUCGUCUCAUCAACAACGUCGGUAGCGUCGUGAACAACGAUCCGGAGAUCGGUGAUCUGCUCAAGGUCGUCUUCGUUCCGGAUUACAACGUUUCUUUGGCUGAAACCUUGAUCCCGGCGUCCGAGUUGUCUCAGCACAUCUCCACCGCCGGUACCGAGGCGUCUGGUACUUCCAACAUGAAGUUCCAAAUGAAUGGUUGCUUGAUCAUCGGUACUCUCGAUGGUGCUAACGUCGAAAUUCGUGAGUGCGUCGGCGACGACAACUUCUUCUUGUUCGGUAUCACCGAUCCCGAAGUCGAACCGGCGAGAGCCGAGCGCGCCGCGGGUAAGUUUGUUCCGGAUGCGCGCUUCACGGAAACGUUGGAAUACGUUCGAUCUGGCGUCUUCGGCGACAAGUUCGAGGAGUUGUUGGGCUCUCUCGAAGGCAACGAGGGCUUCGGUCGCGGUGACUACUUCCUCGUCGGUAAGGAUUUCGCGUCUUACCUCGAAGCGCAAGAGCGCGUCGACGUGGCGUACGCCGAUUCCAUGGGCUGGACCGAGUCCUCCAUCAUCUCCACCGCGUUCAGCGGUAAGUUCAACUCCGAUCGUACCAUCGACCAGUACGCGAAGGAGAUUUGGGGCAUUAAGCCGUGCACUGUUCCGGAAAGAAAGUGAGCGAUGCGACCGGCCACCCGUUGACGAUUCCACCUGGCGCGCGCGCGCUCUCAUAAAAUUCGUCUCGAAGUCAGCUCACCUUCAGUUGACGCGAACACGAUCGGCCCGCGGC
This is a messenger RNA of Ostreococcus lucimarinus CCE9901, 2482 nucleotides long. RefSeq lists its product with no specific name. Lineage: Eukaryota; Viridiplantae; Chlorophyta; Mamiellophyceae; Mamiellales; Bathycoccaceae. The record is from RefSeq and is a predicted model, not a curated record. Gene Ontology annotation, molecular function: pyridoxal phosphate binding; glycogen phosphorylase activity. Gene Ontology annotation, cellular component: cytoplasm. The transcript is spliced from 2 exons. The coding region runs from base 1 to 2370 and encodes 789 amino acids. Gene Ontology annotation, biological process: glycogen catabolic process.